Oryctolagus cuniculus (rabbit) is the source of this 1360-nucleotide messenger RNA. RefSeq names its product PDZ and LIM domain 1 (gene PDLIM1). Gene Ontology annotation, biological process: heart development; actin cytoskeleton organization; muscle structure development. Gene Ontology annotation, cellular component: Z disc; adherens junction; stress fiber. Gene Ontology annotation, molecular function: actin binding; muscle alpha-actinin binding. The record is from RefSeq and is a predicted model, not a curated record. Lineage: Eukaryota; Metazoa; Chordata; Mammalia; Lagomorpha; Leporidae.
CGUGUCCUGCCCGUCCGUCCCCCCGGUCGCCGCCCGCCGCGUGCGCCAUGAGCACCCAGCAGAUAGUCCUCCAGGGCCCGGGACCAUGGGGCUUCCGCCUCGUGGGCGGCAAGGACUUCGAGCAGCCCCUCGCCGUUUCUCGGGUUACUCCCGGAAGCAAGGCUGCUUUAGCUAAUUUAUGUAUUGGAGACGUAAUCACAGCCAUCGAUGGGGAAAAUACUAGCAGUAUGACACAUUUGGAAGCUCAGAACAAAAUCAAGGGCUGCACGGACAACAUUACUCUCACCAUAGCAAGAUCUGAACAUAAAAUCUGGUCUCCUCUGGUGACGGAAGAGGGGAAACGUCACCCAUACAAGAUGAAUUUAGCCUCGGAACCCCAGGAGGUCCUGCACAUAGGAAGCGCACACAACCGAAGCGCCAUGCCCUUUACCGCCUCGCCUGCCUCAGUCACUGCCCCCAGGGUCAUCACGAACCAGUACAACAACCCGGUCGGCCUCUACUCUUCGGAGAACAUCUCCACCUUCAACAGUGCCUUGGAGGCAAGGACUGCCACCAGUGGGGAGGAGGCCAACAGCAGACCCUUAGAGCAUUCGCAGCCUCCAGGCGGCCUCGUCAUCGACAAGGAAUCUGAAGUUUACAAGAUGCUGCAGGAGAAGCAGGAGUUGAAUGAGCCCCCGAAGCAGUCCACAUCAUUCCGGGUCCUGCAGGAAAUCCUGGAGUCCGAGGAGAAAGGGGAUCCCAACAAACCCUCUGGAUUCAGAAGUGUUAAAGCUCCUGUCACCAAAGUGGCUGCAUCAAUCGGAAAUGCUGCUCAGAAGUUGCCCAUGUGUGACAAAUGUGGCACUGGCAUUGUAGGCGUGUUUGUGAAGCUGCGAGACCGCCACCGCCACCCUGAGUGUUACGUGUGCUCCGACUGUGGCACCAACCUGAAGCAGAAGGGCCACUUCUUUGUGGAGGAUCAAAUCUACUGUGAAAAGCACGCCCGGGAGCGGGUCACGCCACCCGAGGGCUACGACGUGGUCACCGUCUUUCCCAAGUGAUGCAGCUGGGCGCACUUCCCCGGCCAGCCUCCUGUCCUCAGCGCUCUGGCCGUCGUCUCCCCACUCCUCCCUUCAAGGUUCUGUGCUGACCUUGCUUGUACCUGUGCUGUUAGAGGUCGAGUGCCCCUACCCUGGCUCACACUGGCCAUGUGAUGACUGCUUUUAUAAGUAAUGGGAAGUUAUUUUAUGGUGUCUCCUGCCAGCAUCAUUGUCUAUCUUCCAUACCUCUGUUCUGCUCUGUUACAAAUGGACAUCAGCCCAAUUUGAAUGACACUGAAUUUAAUAUUGAUUAAAUUUAAUUUUUACUUGUAUAGAUUCUA